CCUGAGCACUCACAGCCAAGCCCGGGCUUGGCCUCAGCGGACUUAUGAGAAAAGAUGACUGCCAGAGCCACACACGGGAGGAGGCCUGCUGUUGCCAGGUCCGCCCCUGAGGAUCACAAUGACCACGUGAGGUCAUGGAAUGUUGAAGAUGAAAUGAAAGUAGCUCCUAAGUCACAAAGUCGCAGGCGGGUGGGCAUCCUUUUGGCAGAGCUCCCAAGAAUAGGGCUGAUUCACUCUCCCUGAUGAUCCCAGGAAGUAGCUGCCUCCCCCAGACAAAACUGGGGUCUAAUCCAUGCAUGUCCAAUUCCCACCAAAGCCUCCUCUCCCUAGGGCUUGCUGAGAUGGAAGGAUAACGACAAGCCCCCCAAAGAUUUGUCCGUGUGAGGACAGGGUGGACAAAGUUUGAGACAGAGGUGAAUGGACAGGUGUGCUUCUUAGGGAAGCAGCAGAAAGGUGGCAAGAAGCUGGCAGCAACCCCCAAGAGGGUCCUGGCAACAUGGAUGAUGACGAACCUCUUGAUUCUGAGACACAAGAUAAGACUGAAGCUGAGUUAGCACGACAGAGCAGUGAGGAAGCCCUGUACUGUGAGGCCGGUGCGCCCCUGGCUGUUGAGAAAGAGAAAUUAAUCCAGGAGGACUCAGAAACGGACCUCGAGAUUGAAGAUUCUGAGAAAUUUUUCACCACUGGACAAAAGGAGCUGUACCUGGAGGCCUGCAAAGUGGUGGGUGUAGUGCCUGCCUUCUACUUUAUCCGGAACAUGGAGGAGCCCCGCAUGAAUCUCAACCACCACGGGCUGGGGCCCGAAGGCAUCAAGGCCAUAGCUAUUGCCCUGGUGUCCAACACGAGCGUUGUCACACUGGAGGUAGCAGACAAUAACAUCAUGGCCAAGGGCGUCCUGAGCCUGAUGGAGAUGCUGCGUGAGAACUACUACAUCCAGGAGAUGAAUAUUUCUGAAAAUGAUCUUGGUUUUGAGGGAGCCAGAAUCAUCUCAGCAUUUCUCCAGAGGAAUACCUCUUCCCUCACGAGCCUGCAGCUUUCAGGAAAUAACUUCAAAGAAGAGUCUGCAGAGCAGCUGUGCCAAGCACUGUCGACCAAUCACCAAAUUAAGUCGCUGGAUCUCAGUCACAACCAGCUCUCUGAUAAGGGAGGAGAGUACCUGGGACAGAUGCUGGCCCUCAACAUAGGGCUCCAGUCACUGGAUCUGAGCUGGAACCACUUCCACACACUGGGAGCUGUGGCCCUGUGCAAUGGCCUCCGGGCUAAUGUGACCCUGCAGAAACUGGCUCUGUCCAUGAACGGCUUUGGGAAUGAGGGGGCUGCGGCCCUCGGAGAGGUCCUCAGAUUCAACAACAGCUUGAGCUACCUCGAUGUCAGCAGCAACAACAUCGGCAACGAAGGCAUCUCCAGAAUCAGCAGAGGACUCGAGUCCAAUGAGUGCCUCAGAGUUCUGAAUCUUUUCCUGAACCCUAUGAAUAUAGAAGGAGCUGUUUUGCUAGUCCUGGCCAUUAAGAGGAACCCCAAAUCCAAGAUGGAAGACCUUGAUAUUUCUAAUGUGCUGGUGACCGAGCAGUUCACCAAAACCCUGGAGGGGGUAUACGCCAUCCACCCCCAGCUGGACGUGGUCUACAAGGUAGUGCAAGGCGCCCUGAUCAAGAACACCUACCUCCUGUGGACAAACCCCAUGAGACAGAUCCUGAACUACACAGAGCAGCAGCAAAUGACCGUCAUGGACUUCUUCAGGAGGCUGAACCCGACUGGGUCCAUGAAGAUGACGGUGGGCGAGUUCCGGAAAGCUAUGGUCCAGCAUAAGAAAGUCCACGUGAACCUGUUCCAAAUCAGGUACCUGAUAAAGAAGAUGAAAGACAAGACAGGCAUGGUGGACUUCAGCCUCUUGAUGUGACGACACAGCAACAAGCCCGGUCUGGAAAGAGUCUCCGCGGCAGUGAAGUCCUGCCAAGUCAGGGGAUGGCGGCGAGGAGGCGAAGUGCGGCCAGGACCUCGGUGGACCAACAUCGCGGCCACAGCUGUGAGCAGCGAAUAAAGUCUGGCUUGGGUCCGUGCUUCCGCUGCUGCUGCUGGGGACCCGUCCGCGGGAG
This is a messenger RNA of Talpa occidentalis (Iberian mole), 2096 nucleotides long. It is a transcript of the gene LRRC74A, whose product is annotated as leucine rich repeat containing 74A. Lineage: Eukaryota; Metazoa; Chordata; Mammalia; Eulipotyphla; Talpidae. Bases 497 to 1900 code for a protein of 467 amino acids. The record is from RefSeq and is a predicted model, not a curated record. The transcript has 14 exons. Gene Ontology annotation, molecular function: protein binding.